AUGGCGAGCCUAAAAGACAUAUUACGCAAUAUUGCUUCUACUGUCAAUUCUUCGAGUGUUGAUAUUCAACCUAUUAUCGAUCUCAUUGAUAAUUUUAUAACAACACAAGAAUUCAACACGGAUCGUGAGCUUGAUAAAGUUAACAAAUUUUCUUCAGAAUUAUUUUCCAUAUAUAAUUCUAUUCAAGAUUACCCGCAAAAGUUUUACAUAUUUCUAAAGUGUAUGCGAGCUUCAUUACCUGUCUUGGGACCUGACGUAGUUAUUUCCGAUUGGUAUGAUAAGGUGUUACUUCAAAUUCUUAAGUCUUCACUUCAGCCAAAGGAUAUUGUUGAAGAAGUCAAAGGAAUCAUUCGCGAAGUUCUAGUGUGUGAAACGGAUCGAACAAUGGCAUUUAGGAAAGAAAUUCUUGAACUUUAUUUAAACGAAUCAAGUAUGAUUGGAAAGCCUGCUGGUGAAGGUUAUGGAGUGGUGGGUGAACAAGUACAUGCAUUUUGGUGUCGUAACUUGGAAAAUGUACUUAGGGGAUUUGGUAGCGUGAAGACAAAGGAUUUCUUUGUCCUUUUGGAUUCGUAUUUUAUCCGGAAACAAUAUCGGUUACAAAUAUUAAAUCUACUCGGGGAAUUCAUUCAACGACAGAGUUUAAAUAUUCACCAUAUUUUGGAGACUUCUCUUUUUGAUUCAUUACUUACAUCGCUGCAGAGGGACACUUCCACAACUUUGAUUUCUCUAUCACUGACGACGCUCGUUAUGCUCUUACCUCAUAUAUGUACAUCCAUCAUCGCUUAUCUCCCACGUCUUUACAUCGUCUUUAUCAGGAUUAUAUGUUGGGAUAAACAUGACUCUCGAUGCGCAGAUUUUGAUAGCGAAUUGAUUGGAAAUAACUUAAAUACUGCUGAUAUACAAAGAACUGAUGCUAAAACUGAUGCUGAAUCUGACUGGGAGAGAUAUUCUACUUUCGAUAGUAUACCUUCAACUCCACCAAAUUGUUCACACCUUUUCACGAUUUUAUACGGAAUGUUUCCAUGUAAUACCGUUGAAUUUUUAAGGAAUCCCACAGUUUGGAUAAAGAACAUGAAUUGUAUACCUUUUUAUGGUGAGAUUGAUGAUGAUGUUAUUAGAUCGAGAAGCAUGCCAUUAUUGCGUCGUCAUACACUUCACCCUAACCUCAUUUUGAGUAAUGCCGAAAGAGAAUUAUCUGACACUUCACGCUGGAUUAAACUUGAACCUGCGGAUGUUGUUGCAGAAUGUAUUGGGUACGAUAUGGAAAAUGCAUCUACAACAAAGCAUCAGAUAAGUGAAUUGGAAGACUUUACAAAAAAUGUACUGGAAGGAGUUGAGUCUACAAAUGUUGAAACGAAAACUAUAAGGACCAGACGGUCAUCUCAGGCAAUAUCAAUACAAGAAAUAAUGGAUGUUCAUCAAGCUUUGAAAAGUGGCGUUGAAAUUGUUGUUGGAGACGAUCCUUGGGACUCAAAGAUAAUUUCAUCAAAUUCUAUCAGUUCUACAUCACCACCUGACUCAAAUUUAAGUGUACCACAAUCUCUUGGGCCCUUGUCGAACGCACAAGCCAGUGUCGCAUUUCUCCAACGAGAAGUAAUGUUGCUUAGGAACGAAUUAAAUUUUGAACUAUAUCUUAAACAACAGCACCUUCAACAUAUUGGCCGUCUUCAUCGUGACCAUGUGUUGGACAUUAGUGCUGAAGCAGAACGACAUAAUUUAUACAACGCGUGUAAAAACUUAAAAUUGCAAUUAGAGAAAACUCAAGCAGCUUUUAAUAGACAAAGAGAAGAUAAUGCAAGCAUAAAGAAAAAACAUGUUCAAUGGGAAGAUGAACUAAACAAUAAACUGAAAAAAUAUAGAGAGGAAAAGAAGGAAUGGAAAACAGAAUUAGACAAAGUUGAAGAGCAGUUGAGAGAAGCUAAGCUUACCAUUAAAGCACAAGCGAAACAAAUUGAAGAAGCUAAUACAAUGAAUUUUAAGCUCGAGAACGAUAUUAAAGUAUCCGAACCUCAACUUCAAAAAUUAACCGAAUAUGAAAAUCGUAUUGAUCAAUUAACGAAACAAUUGUUACUCUGGGAAGCUGAUACUCGUAAAUUUCAAGAGCAAAAAUAUCACAUGGAAAUCCUUGUAGCACAAUGGAAUAAAAUGGAAAUGAUGUUGGAAACUAAAGAUAAAGAGAUAAACCAAUUAAGAAUAACAGUGAAUUCACAAUCACUCGUUAUUGACGAUCUGAAAAUCAAAUCGGAAUCCUUAUCGCAAAAUCAGUCAGGUCAAGGAACAGCGCUAGAAAAACAGAUGCAAAUGUGGACUUUUGAGCGAGAUAAACGGGAUAAGGAAUUAAAAAAAUUAGAGACCGAUUAUGAAAUGUCACAAAUUAUUGAACUUUCGGCUAAAAUUGAGUCACUUGAUCCACCUAAAAAUUAA
Molecule: messenger RNA, 2424 nt
Organism: Dentiscutata erythropus
Lineage: Eukaryota; Fungi; Glomeromycota; Glomeromycetes; Diversisporales; Gigasporaceae
Source: the annotation of a GenBank genome assembly